Molecule: messenger RNA, 545 nt
Organism: Trichomycterus rosablanca
Lineage: Eukaryota; Metazoa; Chordata; Actinopteri; Siluriformes; Trichomycteridae
Gene: ccl19b
Product: chemokine (C-C motif) ligand 19b
Exons: 4
Coding region: 216-545 (109 amino acids)
Biological process (GO): immune response
Cellular component (GO): extracellular region
Molecular function (GO): chemokine activity
Source: RefSeq, a predicted model, not a curated record
GGCGUGCGGCUCCGCUUUGUGUCGCCGUGAACGGAGGCUCCUGCGCUCGACGGGUUCCGCCGCUUUCUCUGAAAGCACAAGUAGGUGAAAGGAUCGUUAUCUUCAGGACAUUUACAGGUAAGUGAAAGUGAAAGUUAGGUUACGGGACUAUAUAUACAGGCUGCACUCCAGCUCCACGGGAAACACACACGUAACACACAUUAACACGAGACAGGAUGGCGAGGAACAGCAUGAUGGUGCAGACAACUCCUGCCUUACUGCUGCUGGUACUGAUCUUCUUCACCUGGAACUACCCAGCAGCAGCCUCGGAUGGAGCAGCGGACUGCUGUCUUACCAUCGGACCCAAGAAAAUCCCCCGAAAUAUGGUGAAGUCCUACUACAUCCAGACUCAGGGGAUGGGCUGCAGGGUGUCGGCCACAGUGUUUGUCACCAAAAAGGACAAGAAACUGUGCGCCCCUCCAGCCACAAAGAACAACUGGGUUCAAAAACUGAUCCAUAAAAUGAAUGGAAAGCCCAGGAGAAGAUCUAAAGGCAGGAAGCAGUAG